UUUGUCGACGGCUCGCGUAAUGAGUAGCUGCAUAAAGCCGAGAGCACAGCUUGAUACAGCCCCCUUAGUUCUUCUUCACGGAUUCGAUAGCUCAUGUUUUGAAUGGAGAUACAGUCUUCCUUUGCUCGAGGAUGCAGGAUUUGAGACGUGGGCUGUUGAUGUUCUUGGAUGGGGAUUCUCUGAUUUGGGCAAGUUCUCUUGAUUAAUAUUCACUUUACUUGUUAGAUAUGUGCAUUGUAUCUUGCUUAACUUUUAUUGUUGUGUUGCGUUUUACUAGAGAAGCUUCCCUCGUGCAGCGUGGCUUCCAAGCGUGAUCACCUCUAUCAGCUGUGAACUCUCCUAUCCUGUUUACGUGAACACUCUUUUAGAUUAUUAUUUGCACGUUCAUUAUGAAGUAAACUUCGCAAGAUUUUGGGAUUAGAUCUAAGCGUGUGCGGUUUCAGACGAUAGAAAUGAAGUAGUGUUGCAGAGUACCAAAAUCUCACUACUGUACACUGCCAUCCUCUAAUGGCCUGUCUUAAUUGAUUCCCUGGUCUUUAGGUAACUGAACCUCUCGACUCUUGGGAGAGGUCGACAAGCACAUGUUUGGGCUGAUCAUUGCUGCAUUCUAAAACACAUGUGAAGUUUAGCUUACCAUUUAAGAUUGGCCUUACCCAGUUUUGGAGUUCUUAUGUUAAGAGGCCGAUGAUUUUGGACAGACCAAGUCUUGGAGCUGCUGUUGCCAUUGACUUUGCAGUCAACCACCCGGAAGCUGUCGACAAGCUGAUUUUGAUUGAUGCAAGUGUCUAUGCUGAAGGCAUCGGAAACCUUGCUACAUUACCUAAAUUGAUGGCAUAUGCUGGAGUAUAUUUGUUAAAGUCCUUGCCGUUGCGCCUAUAUGCGACUUCAUUGACUUUCAAUACCUUAACAUGGGAUACCUGUUAUGAAGGGGCAAAGAUUGGUCGUCUACACUGUCUCUUGCCUUGGUGGGCUGAUGCAACUGUUGAUUUUAUGACAAGCGGAGGCUACAACGUCAGUGCUCAAAUCAGGGAUGUGAAGCAGAAAACACUGAUUGUAUGGGGAGAAAAUGAUCAGAUUAUAGACUAUAAGCUUGCAGUGAGACUGCACAGUGAGAUACCAAAUGCAAUGUUACGCCAAAUACCAGAGUGCGGCCACAUCCUUCACAUAGAGAAGCCUGCUGCUGUUUCCAAGUUAAUAACAGAGUUCGUUCGAGCUGAGAGCAAGGUAUGUAUGGUUGCUUGAGGAAUUAAAGACUUAUAGUUUCUCCUCUUUAUGGACUUGAUUUCAUGCUAGUGAGUAGUGACCUGUGUUUCUUACAAGCAAUGAUCCUAUCGUCUAGUCGUGAGUGAUUCCUUUCCACAUAUUGUGUUUACGAUGAUUUGAUUAUUUAUCCGAGAGUACAGAGCUUUACUAUGUCGUUUGCAAGCUAUUGAACAAGCGCAAGAGGUUUUUUUAUUUUUCUUCUUGAGGAGAAAAUUUUGUUGUGGAUAUCCAAUAGACGAGUUGUGGAUGUAAUUAAGAGAUUAUUACAGCAAAAGAAAGUUUUAAAAUAAUUCAAAUUAAGAUAUUUGCAUACUGGCA
Salvia splendens (bonfire salvia) is the source of this 1581-nucleotide messenger RNA. RefSeq names its product 2-hydroxy-6-oxononadienedioate/2-hydroxy-6-oxononatrienedioate hydrolase. The record is from RefSeq and is a predicted model, not a curated record. The transcript has 7 exons. The coding region runs from base 685 to 1242 and encodes 185 amino acids. Lineage: Eukaryota; Viridiplantae; Streptophyta; Magnoliopsida; Lamiales; Lamiaceae.